Molecule: messenger RNA, 2991 nt
Organism: Xiphophorus couchianus (Monterrey platyfish)
Lineage: Eukaryota; Metazoa; Chordata; Actinopteri; Cyprinodontiformes; Poeciliidae
Product: E3 ubiquitin-protein ligase HUWE1-like
Exons: 8
Coding region: 446-2044 (532 amino acids)
Biological process (GO): cytokine-mediated signaling pathway
Cellular component (GO): plasma membrane
Molecular function (GO): protein binding; cytokine receptor activity
Source: RefSeq, a predicted model, not a curated record
AAAUUUUCAACUUCUCAAACUCAGAAUAAUCAGACUUUUAUUCUGAAGGCUGAUGUAACCUUUCACAUCUGAAACAAGCUUUUAUUUUGACGGCGUGGCCGGAAGCAGGCGUGUAAAUGGCAUUGGACAGCUCAUGUUGUCGUCAGUCAGGAGCGGCUCCUGUUGUUAUUGAACCAAGAUUUCGUUUUUCUUUCUGAGCUUUAAUGACUCGCCCCGUGGGAACACGUGACCUCCCGUGGGUAGUUCCCACUUUAAGCGGAUAUUUGGAUCUUGGUUCUGUUUUUAACUGGGAAGUGGUUCUCCAAUAAACAUGAGGACGUGUUAAGGUCUCUGCGAACCUUCGGGCCGUUUCAAUCCUCAGGAUGUGGUUGUGAAAUCAGCUGUCGGCUUCAGUUGCGAACUUUUUUCUGUUGACCGGAUCUCGUCGGAGUCGGAUCCCUGAAGAAUGAACGCAUUUCCUUUCAUCUUCCUGAUUCUUCUGCUCCAUUCAGCUGUCGCGUCCCUUCCGGAACCAGUCAACCUCAGGAUGGAGUCUCUGAACUUCCAGCAUGUCCUGCACUGGGAUCCGGGACCCGGCAGCCCUCCAGGGACGCAGUUCUGGAUCUAUCGGAGGGUUGGAGUUCGUAUUGUGCUGAAGAUGCUUUCUCAAGAACCAGUAAAUUCAACAUCCUUCAAGCUGAAACUGAAACCCCACAACAGGCACGAACUGGUUGUCGAGGCGUCCUACAACAACACAAAGUCUCCUCGCUCUACAAUCACCUUUCAGCCCAUCAAGGAAACUGUGAUUGGUCCUCCGCUGCUCUCGGUGGCCGGAUGUGGAACGUGCAUCCAGGGGAACAUUUCCAUGCCUGAUUUAGAUCCAUACACAAAGAAUCACUCGAUAUACUAUGAUUUCAGCUACACAGUGUGGUGGAGGAAAGGAAAUGGUGGAGAAAUCCAGAAGCUGGAAACUCAAAGUAGGAACUUUAACCUCAGCAACCUGGAGAAAGGUGUGGAGUACUGCAUACAGGUGCUUCCCAACUGCCGAACGAACAAAAACACGCAGCCGACCGGGUGGACAUGCACCUUCACCAGCAUUCCAGAACCAGAUUAUGGACUGUUGGUUUUAGUCGUUGUCACGGCCGUUUUGAUUGUUUCCUUGACUGGCCUGAUGACGGGAAUCUUCUGCCUCUACUACACCGGAUUCCUGUGCAAACUAAAGGAAAUGCCGGCAGCCCUCAUGGUCAUCUUGAGGCAAAGCUACGUCCUAACCCUGAGCACCACGGACAUCAACCGGGUCGCCAUCAUUCCCCAAACAGUAAAAACCAGAAACCGCCCAGCGACGUCUCCGUCUCCGUCUGCCGCCGGGGACGCCAGCUCUGAGGACGAAGACGGCGACGAGGACCCUGCAGUGAAGCUGUACAUGGACAGAAACGCAGAACUUUCUACCGGCAGCGGUUCUGCUGACAGCAGUGGGAACAAUGACGUGAUGAAGGGAGACUUCAUGAAGGUGGAGUCCAACCAGUAUGAGGCCAAAGUAGAAACUAUUUUUAUACAUGAAAUAGAUCAAUCUGGACAGGAGGACUCCACAACUCAGCUGGAGGAAAUCAAAAUAGAGACUCUGGAGUUCUCUGGAGACGUCAACCUGUUCUCCGUCACCCUCGCCUCGAUGGAUGCUUGCGAGGAAGACGAGGUAGAGGAGGAUCAGGACUCUGGAAGCUCUUCCAUGGACUUCCUGAGGACUUACACCCUGAAACCUCUGAGGCAGAUGGACUCUGAAAGGGAACGGGACGACGGGAUGCGUCCGUCAGAGUCGGGACAAGAUGGCAGCAGCACAGAGUGCUGGAUGGACGAGGAGAAGGAGGAGGAAGAAGAGGAGGAGGAGGAAGAAGAAGAGGAAGAGGAGGAGGAGGAAGGCUGCCCAGAUGUUCCAGAUGAGUUGAGCGCUCUGGCAGCUCCUCUGGUUCAUCCUCCUCAGCCUGCUGAUGAUGCCGCGGCGUCAUGCUGUACUGAUGAAGAUGAAGCUUACGAUGACUGCGACUACAUGUGCAGACAGGCGACGUGACGCGUCUCCGAUCCUGUCUGGAUCAGCUGGACUGACCCGGUUCUGGUCAGGAAUACCCUUCCACUCCACCUUCUUUAAAACAAAUCUACAGACAGAUUUGUUAUCAAAUUGGAUAUUCUUGUGUCAGUUGCUGCAUGUUGGCACUUCAGAUCAUUUAGUGUAAGACCUUCAACCUCCUCAAAUUUUUUAUUUUUUUUAGAUUAACGAAGCUAAACGAAUAGAAACAUAAACGCACCGUGCGGUGGGCGCCUAACGAGCCGCUCCUUGAUGAACCCGAACGCAGCCGAUGUUUUGCCUCAGGGCGACGAGUCGCUUGGAGCAUGUACAUGUGUGCUGCUCCAAGUCUCCAUGGUAACGGUUCAAACCGCUUUCUAGCCACGGUUAGCGGCUGGAGUCUGUUCAGCCUACAAACUUCAGAACCAGGGGUGGGCUUAAGAUGCUAUUUUCAUAACCAGGCCAGCUGAGAGAAAUAUUAAAAAAAUAUUAUUUAUAUAAUUAGGCUGCAAAUCAUAAAUGCUUUUGAUCAUAUUUUCACAUUUAUUGAUUCUGUCGUUGAACAAAUAGUGGGAAAAUUAGUAAAGGUAGCAAUCCUGAUAGUUUUAAACAUUAAUUGGAAUUUAUCACGACAACAAUAUAUCAAGAUUCUUGCCAUAAGAAAUUUAUCACGAUAAAUGAUAAACGAUACGAUAAACGCCGAUGGAUGCACUGGUUUCCAUUCCAGUUGCGAACCGCUCCUGUAGAAUUUGGUUCGAUGAAGCCCGCAGAACCACAUCAAACUGACCUUGGAGGUUCUGAACACAUUCUAGUAGAAUCCAACUGACGCUCUCUGUCCUGUCCUUUAGAGCAGUGGUCCCCAACCACCGGACCGGUCCGCGGACCAAUUGGUACCGGGCCGCGCAAGAAAUAAUGAACUACUUCCGGAUCUUUUAUUUUGAAAAUCCUAAACC